AUGGACCAAAGCAUCGCCCACGGACUGCUGGCCGGCGGCGUCAGUCUCAGGCUGCUUCCAGCGGUCCUCCCGCCCGACCUAUCGGGUGCUCAAGCGGCGCUGCCAAUUUCAUUUUGCAUGGCCACUCCGGCUGCCCUGUUGCUGGUCGGGUAUGCGGUGCUCGACAAAGUCUACCUGUGCCCGAGGUCGCAUAUGCUCAACUGGCGCGUUCGCCUCAUGCAAGAUGAGGAGGACAUCGUGGUCUGCAUCCGCGAGGCGGUGCUAUUCAUCCACUCUCGGGGGCUUGGGACUUCGGCCAAGGCGCCAGUCAGCAUCACCCGCCGCAUGACAAUGCGGCAGAUGCGCGUUGGGAAGUGCCUCCCGCCUUACCCGAUGGCGCUUUGUAUCUGCGUCUCGGGGCGGGGCGUUCUGUGGGCGCACCGUCAUUUCACAUCGGCCCUCGGCAUCCCGAGAAUAUCGGCGUUGCGACCGACGCCUUGCCCCGACAUCAUCACCGCAGAACCUCCCCGACAUGGUGGCGCACGUAGUAGUGUCAGUGUGCACAAGCAGGAGGACACCGCAUGCGGUGUUGGCAUGACUUUCACCUAG
Trametes versicolor FP-101664 SS1 is the source of this 588-nucleotide messenger RNA. RefSeq lists its product as uncharacterized. The transcript is spliced from 4 exons. Lineage: Eukaryota; Fungi; Basidiomycota; Agaricomycetes; Polyporales; Polyporaceae. The record is from RefSeq and is a predicted model, not a curated record. The coding region runs from base 1 to 588 and encodes 195 amino acids.